This is a messenger RNA of Mizuhopecten yessoensis (Yesso scallop), 2404 nucleotides long. RefSeq names its product SCO-spondin-like. The coding region runs from base 53 to 2404 and encodes 783 amino acids. Gene Ontology annotation, cellular component: extracellular matrix. The transcript is spliced from 16 exons. The record is from RefSeq and is a predicted model, not a curated record. NCBI's taxonomy places the organism in Eukaryota, Metazoa, Mollusca, Bivalvia, Pectinida, Pectinidae.
UAUUUGCUGAUAUUGAAGAAAUUUCAGUUACCCUCUUUACCCUUAAGGGACAAUGGCUGGGCCAUUAGGAAGUAUAGUGAUAUGGAUUUUAUUCCUGGGAACGGCAAACAUCUGGAACUUAGCAAACGGCCAGCAAGCAAAUGGAACUAAUAUCUGUGACUACGAGGAAACAAGGGAAACCGAUGUGAGAGACUUAUGUCGAAAUUACGUCGAUUUAGUCUUAAGUGACCAAUCAAUGGAACUAGAUAUGGGCAGGAGUUUCGGGAAUGAACUAAGGAGCAAGAUGAAACAAAUCGUCACAGGCGUCGAUCCAAAGUACCGUGACAUGAUGUGCAUCUAUAAACGGAAAGAGUAUGUAAAGGUGAAAAAGUGUUGUAAAGGUUGGAUCCCUGAAAACAAAUGUGACAUUCCUACUUGUCAAUUUCCUUGUGAAAACGAAGGGAAAUGCACGGAUGUUGAUACAUGUACUUGCACCGAAGGUUGGAGUGGAUACUUGUGUCAAGACGAGAAGCUGAAACCUGGUACUAACGAGAUGUACUGCUUCGAGAACAGAGAAUGCUACGGGGAAAAGGCUGCCGGAUAUGACAAUGCACUUGUAACUGCAGAUGAUUGCUGUAAUAGUGGAAAAGCUAAAAGUUGGGGGGAGUACGGCUCACCAAUGUGUAAUAACUGUGACGAAAUUGCCGACGACAGCAAUCCACUGAUCAACCAGAACACUACACUCAAUUACAGAACCUGUCUUGCCUUUGGAAAAAGUUAUUUCAGAACAUUCGAUGGCUUGGAGUAUCUGUUCGAGGGAGAAUGCAAAUAUGUCUUAGCACAAGGACAAGACUGGUCAAUUAUAAUCGAACCAUUUGAAUGCACCAGUGCUUGUGAUUGUUACAAGAAAAUAACAGUACUUUACCAUGGUCAGCAACUUGUUAUCUUCCAAGGAAAACUAACAAUUAAUGAAGCAGAAGAGAUCCCCACAGAUGUUGCACAGAUCAAAAAUGGAAUAACAUUUCUGCAAAGGUUUAAUCUGUGGAUAAUGAUUAAAACGCAAGAGUUCCGAAUGAAGGUUGACGAUAAAUCGACAGUGUAUGUGACAGUCGAUAAGGAUAUCGCUAGUAAUGAAGAAAUACAAGGUCUUUGCGGACUUAACAAUGGCGAUGCAUCAGACGAUUUCCAGAUGAGAUCUGGACAGGCUACCUCAAAUCCAACAACAUUCGGAAAUUCCUGGAAUAUUGAUGAAAACUUUUGCCCCUCUGCUAGUGCUAUCCAGCCCUGCAAGGAUGAAGUUGAGCAAGCAAACGCAGCUGCAGCAUGUGGUAUUUUGCGUAUGAAUACAUUCAGAGAUUGCAGAAACUAUGUUGCAUUUACCACAUGGUACCAGCUGUGUGUUCACGAAUACUGUAAGGUUGCAGCCGAGGAUAAAGAAAAAGUUCGGUGUAAGGUGGUUGGCGCUUACGCUCAUGAAUGUGCUCAACACAACAUCAUUGUUAGUUGGAGAAAUUCAGAACUAUGUGCACCGGAGUGCCCCGAAGGUCUUGUGUACAACGAAUGCAUUUCUCCUUGUCAAAGAAGCUGUUCAAAUCUAUUUGCUGAACUCUCAGAUGAAUGUCAAAGUAAAACUGAAUGUGUUGCCGGUUGUACGUGCCCACCUGGACUCAUUUGGCAAAAGAACGAAUGUGUUGUAUUGGAAGAUUGUAAAUGUUCUUACCAAGACAAGUUUUAUGAACCAUACGAUACCAUUAGGAGCGAUUGUAAUGAAUGCACUUGCGUGAAAGGACAAUGGGAUUGUACUGACGAGAAGUGCUCGCGUACUGCAAGCUUAGUUGGCCUGCGCCAUAUCACAACAUUUGAUGGUAAACAAUACAGUUUCACACCUUGUUCCUGCACAUACACGAUGACAAAGGUCAUGGAUCCUAAGAUUGAGGACAGAAGGGGGAAACUACACAUCGAGAUUGCUUUCACCGAUUGUAGUGUCGCACAAAGCACCCUUGGUCUUAAGUGCUUCCAUUACCUGAAGAUGCACUACAAAUCACGAUCCGUAGAAAUGCGUCGCAACGAAAUUUUUGUCGAUUCUACACCCAUAGACACAAAUUCAAAUAAAUACCAUCUGUACAAUUCGCCUGAGUUUUACAUCAAGAAAGUCACCUCCAAAUUCGUGAUGGUGAAAGGAUUUGGGUUUCAGAUUUUAUUUGAUUUCAACCAGGCUGUUUAUGUCAUAUUGGAUCGUGUUUUUGUGGAUCAGGUAAAAGGACUUUUUGGAACAUACAAUGAUGACCUGAACGACGACUUAAUGAUGGAUGAAGGCAUGGAAACAACUAAAGUUCCCACCUUUACAAGUUCAUACCGUUCUCAAUGUUCUGAAGAUUGCAAUAAUGAUGAUUCAGAAUAUCAGUGUUCACCGGCAAGUAUAUAA